AUGACGCUCACUCCUACAGGCCCGGGCCUCUCACUCAAUGUCGUGUCAAUCGCCCUUCUUACGAUGUCAUGGGUUGUUGUUGUUGCUCGGAUAAUUGUGCGGACGGGCAUGAAGGCAUUCGGUUUGGACGACUGGAUGAUGGUGUCAGGCCUGGUCCUAUACACACUGGCUUGCCAGGCUACAAUUACAGCAUCCUUCAACGGCAUCGGUACUCACAGUAAUCACAUCAAUUCUUACCACGACAAGCAGGGGCGCAAAUGGUUCAUGUUCUUCCAGAUCUGGUACAUCGCCUCGACGGUGCCGAUCAAGUGCGCCAUUUGCAUCGCCCUCCUCCGCAUCACGCAGCAGCGCAAGUACCGCUACUCGCUCUGGAUCAUCAUGUUCCUGAGCGCCGUCGGCGCCAUCGUCACCAUCGUCACCGUGCUGGUCCAGUGCCAGCCCGUCGCCGCCACCUGGGACAAGACGCUCGGCCACUGCAUCGACACCAAGGCCAUCACCAACUCGUCGUACUUCCUGUCCGCCUGCUCCAUCGUCACCGACUGGUCCUGCGCCAUCCUGCCGGCCUUCAUCUUGUGGAACAUCCAACUCCGCUUCCGCAUCAAGGCUUCCGUCGUCGUCGUUCUGGCACUGGGUGUUGUCGCCUCCACCGCGACCCUCGUCCGCCUCCGCUACCUCCUCAACUACAACAGCCCGGACGACUACCUCUACGGCCUCGCCAACAUCGCGCUGUGGUCCAUCAUCGAAUCCGGCGUCGGCCUCAUCGCCGGCUCGCUCCCCGCCCUGCGCCCCCUCCUGCGCUACAUCCCCUUCUUCGCGUCCUCGCUCUCCAACAGCGGCCCCAGCAAAGACGGCGUGACGACCAUUGGCGGCGGCAACACGGGCAACAAGAGCCGACUGACGGGCAACCACACGCACCACCACAAGCUGGACACGUUCCGGAUGUCACGGGGGAGCAUGGAUGGCGGGGAUGCCGUUGGGGUGGCGAUUGGACAUCAUCAUAGGGACGGAGGCGUGGCGGAUGGUGAGCACUCGCACACGGUGGCGUGCGAGGCCGGAAAGCGCAACUGGGAGGAGCUGUCGGACGCCGAGAGCCAGAAGUACAUUCUCAAGGAGAGCCACGUGACGGUGACGAACGAGGCGGUGGUCGGCGUCGAGCAGGUCGAGCUGGACGAGUUCGAUCAGGGGUUGCGGCAUCAUGCGAACGUCCAUACGCAUCACCAUCAUCAUCACCACCAUCGGCAACAUAGUCGGGACUCGCCGUGA
Messenger RNA from Lasiodiplodia theobromae, 1263 nucleotides. RefSeq names its product Cation-transporting ATPAse 4. The transcript has 4 exons. The record is from RefSeq and is a predicted model, not a curated record. Lineage: Eukaryota; Fungi; Ascomycota; Dothideomycetes; Botryosphaeriales; Botryosphaeriaceae. Bases 1 to 1263 code for a protein of 420 amino acids.